This is a messenger RNA of Triticum aestivum (bread wheat), 1039 nucleotides long. RefSeq names its product transcription initiation factor IIA subunit 2-like. The coding region runs from base 439 to 798 and encodes 119 amino acids. The transcript is spliced from 3 exons. Lineage: Eukaryota; Viridiplantae; Streptophyta; Magnoliopsida; Poales; Poaceae. Gene Ontology annotation, biological process: transcription initiation at RNA polymerase II promoter. The record is from RefSeq and is a predicted model, not a curated record. Gene Ontology annotation, cellular component: transcription factor TFIIA complex.
CCCGUCCGUACAUAAAGGGAGUAGCUCCCCGAUUUCGAAUUUCGAAUUCCUCCUCCGCUCCGCUCCCAAACCCCGACCCCGGCCUCGCCCGCCCGCCCGCCCAGCGGCUCCAGAUCCGGAACGGCGACCGGCGCACCCGCCGCCGAUCGACCAGGCAAGAGCUGCUGUGCUCUCCACGCGGCUGCAUUCCGGACGGGUGGGGUUUCUGGUUACCGGUAGCCGCGGCGCGACUGAUUCGGCGCCGCCGCCGCCUCCGCGGGGGGCCCCGACUUCUAGGGUUUUGUCUUGCGGCGGGCGUGUCGUGCGUCGGUUCGAUUGCAGGGGCGAGACGGCCGCGGUCGUCGGGGUGCGUUUGCUGCGGCGCGGGUUUGGGAAUCUCGUCUGACUGACGCUUGCUGCUUACUGUUGACCGGCAGGGAUCAGGGGUGAGGGGAGGGGAUGGCGGAGGCGAUCGAGCUGUACCGGCAGUCGGUGAUCGGCGUGGCCCUCAUCGAGACGCUGGACGAGAUGGUGGCCAGCGGCGCGCUCAGCCCCGACCUCGCCAUGGCCGUCGUCAUGCAGUUCGACAAGUCCAUCUGCCACGCGCUGGAUAAGCAUGUCGAGAGCAGGGCCACCUUCAUGGGCGGCAAUCUGCACACCUACAGGUACUGCGACAGCAUCUGGACUCUCAACCUGAGAAACACAACAUUCAUGAACGAGGAGAUCGAAACAGUCCACCCCAAGGUGAAGAUCGUGGCCUAUGAUAUGAGAAUGAUUGAGGAGCCUGUAGAACCUAUUACUUGCCAGCAGUGCCAGUAGUCCAGCCCCUUUAGCCAUACUCCUCUUCAUGACAGACAAGGCGCCACCCCAACCUAGACAGUCAUCGGUAUCGCUUAUGGAAUGAUCCCACGAGCAUCUAGUCGGCUUCCAUUGUGCUAGACCGUAAUGUUUGUGUAGUUAUCAUUUGCAUCGCUUAUGAACCGACCAUAUUGCUCUUUCAUUCCGAUAACAUAACUUGUGGAUGAGUAAAACUACGAACAGAAUGGUGCAUUUUGAUUUU